This is a messenger RNA of Callorhinchus milii (elephant shark), 3814 nucleotides long. RefSeq names its product fibronectin leucine rich transmembrane 3 (gene flrt3). The record is from RefSeq and is a predicted model, not a curated record. Gene Ontology annotation, molecular function: protein binding. The transcript has 4 exons. NCBI's taxonomy places the organism in Eukaryota, Metazoa, Chordata, Chondrichthyes, Chimaeriformes, Callorhinchidae. Bases 1021 to 3006 code for a protein of 661 amino acids.
CUGGAAUAAUUAGCUGCCUUGUGUACAGGAUGCAGGAUGCUUGAAGUUUCUCCUUUAUAUCUGGCAAACUCAAGGUCAAAGCUCUGCAGAAUGAAUCUUCACUGAAACCACAAAGGAAGACACCAGGCUACAAAAUUUGUCUGGAAGUGGGAAAUGUUUCCAAAUGGGGAAGAAUUAGAGUCGGCAUGACCUGACCUCUUCUUUCAGGGACGAGAAUCACAGUUUUGACUGAAGAAAAACAGACGUUUCCCAAAAGAAUAAGCCGCAUUUUCUCAGUGCAUGUGGUGAAUUUUGCUGGAACUCACUAUAAAUUUGCAGUCUUUCUCUCCCUCUACCCCCCCCCCACCCCACAAUAAAAAGAUGGAACACUGAAAACACUACACAUCAUCAUUGGUCAGGCCUCAAUCACUGAAUGGUUUUCCCGACGUGGAGUUUGAAGUUACUGUUCUCGACCACACUGCAGAAAGGAGCUUUCAAAAGCCACAAAGGACCUAAUUCAAGUCACAGCUGUGGAAAACAACAAAAGAGGUCUAUAUGUGUCAGCUUUUUAAUAUAAAGUGAAGAUUCAAAGGAAGCAAAGCACAAUUCCCAAACAGUGAGAGGAAGUUAAAGGAUUUCUACAGGCAGAGGGGGUUUUAUAUUGAUUAUCUGGCAAUCAUAGACCUUUGCUGGCAUGUUCACUGAAAGAUCCUGGAAAAGUCAGGUGGUCUGGAACACAAACCGGGAUCAGUUGUGUAAACAUCAAGACGACGGGAAAUAACUACUGUGCUGGAGGAACUAAACAGGAGAGCUCCCCAGAGGAAAAGGAAGUACAGUACCAUCUGAACAUGCUAAAUUUGAUGUUCAAAUUUGUUUUUUCUUUGCAAGCACAAGAUUUUCUGGAAGCCCCCACAGAUGGAGACUGUUGCAAACUAGAAGACAAUCGUCAGCCUGAAGUUCUGAUCUGAAGAUAAAGACACCAAACCGUUUUUCUGGAAGGAAGCUAUUCCAUAGAAAUUGAAAUACGGUUUCAGGAAUCAAAUGGGCUACAGAAUAAACAUGUCGUCCUUAAAGCUGAUCUACAAAAUCUGGAGCUUCUUCUUGUUGACUGAGACAGGAAUGUUUCUGGGUUUAACACAAGCCACCACCGCAGACCCCUGUCCCUCAGUUUGUCGGUGUGAUGCAGGCUUUGUAUAUUGCAAUGACCGAGGUUUGACGUCCAUACCUGUCGGAAUUCCAAACGACUCCACCACCCUCUUCCUGCAGAAUAAUCGAAUUAAAAAUGCUGGAAUUCCAUCAGACCUCCUGAACUUACUGCAGGUGGAAACCAUUUACUUGUACAGCAACAAUUUGGACGAGUUUCCUACCAACAUACCAAAAUACGUUAAAGAACUGCAUUUGCAAGAAAACAAUAUAAGAACGAUUACCCUUGAAUCACUCGCCAAAAUACCCUACCUGGAAAAACUACAUUUGGAUGAUAAUUCAGUCUCGGCUGUUAGCAUCGAAGAAGGUGCUUUUCAGAGCAGUAAAUAUCUAAAAUUACUUUUUCUGUCGAGGAAUCACCUGAGCAGCAUACCCCCGGGACUCCCCAAAACUACUGAGGAGCUACGGCUAGACGACAACCGUAUCUCUAGUAUUUCGGAAGAUGCCCUCAAAAGUCUUACUGGCCUAAAACGCUUGGUGUUGGAUGGAAACCUGCUGACUAAUCGAGGGCUUGCAGAUGAAGUUUUUAUGAACCUCGUGAACCUUACGGAGCUGUCUCUUGUCCGCAACUCACUCAAUUAUCCACCAAAUCUACCUGGAGCAAACCUACAAAAACUCCAUCUCCAAGAAAAUCACAUUAAUCGCAUACCAUCCAAUGCCUUUUCGGAUCUAAAGGAAUUAAAUCGGCUAGACUUGUCUAAUAAUAAUUUGAGUAACUUGCCUCAGGGAAUCUUUGAUAGCCUGGACAACCUGACUCAGGUAUUACUGCGCAACAAUCCCUGGUACUGUGGCUGCAAAAUGAAAUGGGUGCGUGACUGGCUCCGCAGUCUUCCAACUGGGGUUAACGUGCGUGGACUAAUGUGCCAAGCGCCUGAAAAGGUCAGAGGCAUGGCCAUUAAAGAUCUGGCGGUUGAGAUGUUUGAAUGCAAAGGUGUUACAUCAGAAGACACUUUCACCUCCAUGCUAACCAGCACCGUAAGUUCUACCCAGUUAGCUACCAUCCAGCGCCAAUGGCCUUCAUUUGGGACAAAACAACCAAUGGUGAGAAAAACAGACCGAAAGAAGUACAACCAUCCCACAGCAGUCCCAGGAACAGCCGUCAGAAUUCGCAUAAAAUCUGUAAGCAUUGAUACCAUUCAAAUCACCUGGAGGGUUUCUCUGCCUAUGACAGCGCUGCGCCUCAGUUGGCUUAAGAUGGGACACAGACCUUCCCUGGGAUCCAUUACAGAAACUAUAGUACAUGGGGACAAAACAGAAUACUUACUCACAGCCCUUGAACCAGAGUCGUCCUACAGAAUAUGUAUGGUUCCCAUGGAAACCAGCAAUGUCUAUCUGUUAGAUGAGAAACCAGUCUGCGUAGAAACACAGACUACUUCCUCCAAGAUGCACAAUCCCACCACCACUCUCAACAGGGAGCAGGAGAAGGAGCCUUACAAAAACACAAGCCUCCCUUUGGCAGGCAUUAUAGGGGGCGCAGUGGCAUUGGUAAUAAUUGCUUUGCUUGCAUUAGUUUGCUGCUAUGUGCACAGAACUGGAACCCCUUUUUCAAAGACUUGUGCAUACAAUAGGGGCCGGAGAAGGAAGGAUGAUGAUUAUGCAGAGGCUGGAACUAAGAAGGAUAACUCCAUUUUAGAGAUUAGAGAAACUGCCUUUCAGAUGAUCCCAAUGAACAGUGAGCACGCAGCAAAGGAGGAGUUUGUAAUACAUACUAUAUUUCCCCCAAACGGAAUGAGUUUGUACAAAAACAACCAUAGUGAAAGCAGCAGUAGCAACAGAAGCUACAGAGACAGUGGAAUACCAGAUUCUGAUCAUUCACAUUCAUGAUAAUUACAGGAACUGUUGACUUUGAAAUUAAGUUACUGCAGAAGUGGCUGUGCAAAACACUGGAUUUAGAAAAACUGGAGGAAAAAACAAAAACAAAAUGUACAUUUGCCAUAUAAUUUAUAUUUAAUGAACUUUAUAUUAAAAGUUGAGGAAUUCAGGUGAUUAUUGCUGAUUGUGCAGUAUGGCUACCUGACCAUUGAUCACAAUUCUCUAUUUUAGUAAUUUCUAGUAAUUUGUAUUUUUCCUUUGAUAAUCUUAAAAAGGUUUAAGCGAUUGAAAUUUCAUGUUCUAUUGACAAGACUGCUCGUUGACUGUGAAAGUGGGUUUUCUAACAGUGUUGAACGUACAGAGACCUUUUUUUUUAGCCAAUUUAAGAACCUUGUAGUUUAAGCACAGUUCCUUUUCCUAGUUAUUGAAGGCAGAUGUUCUGCAGAUAAAUGAUAUACGCGGCGAAGACAAUUUUAAUUCAGGACGUAAUAAGGAAAUUAGUAGUUUGUUCCUGCCCGAAUAUGUUGCACAGAGACAACCAUAUAUCCAAAGAGGAAUGUGGCUGUAGCAUCUCUUCAUUCCAGCUUGUGGUCUACAUUAUCUGCUAUUUCCAUUUAGAGUUUGAGCCACUGACUUCUUUGUUGCCACAAAAGGUACUUUUUAAAAUGAAAACCAAAGUGCAAUGUUAGCCCUUUGGCCAGUCUUGUAUGUGCCUUGACCAAACAUUGUAUUCAGCAUUUAAGAUUCGGUGAUUUUUUUUCAUACACAUGUGAAUAAGAAAAAUGUGGUCUUUCUGCAGAAUAAAACUGAACAAAAUGAA